This is a messenger RNA of Tribolium castaneum (red flour beetle), 1509 nucleotides long. RefSeq lists its product as uncharacterized. The record is from RefSeq and is a predicted model, not a curated record. Gene Ontology annotation, biological process: glutathione metabolic process. Gene Ontology annotation, molecular function: glutathione transferase activity. The coding region runs from base 61 to 1455 and encodes 464 amino acids. NCBI's taxonomy places the organism in Eukaryota, Metazoa, Arthropoda, Insecta, Coleoptera, Tenebrionidae. The transcript is spliced from 8 exons.
GCUCAAUGGUGCAACUUUUGAUCAGUUAUUUUUGAAACACCGAAAGUGUUUGUCUAAAAAAUGGCACCAGCUUACAAAUUGACUUAUUUCGAGUACACAGGCCUUGCCGAAGUCUCCCGUUUCCUUAUGAAAUUCGGUGGAAUUGAUUUUGAAGACUGUCGGAUCAAAAUGGAAGAGUGGCCUCAACUGAAAGCCAAAUUUCCAUUCGGCCAAGUGCCUGUGUUGGAGUAUAAGGGAAAAAUUGCGUGUCAAAGCCUUGCAAUUGCACGAUAUUUAGCCAAACAAGUAAAAUUGAGUGGAAACGAUGAUUGGGAAAAUCUCGAAAUCGAUGCUACCAUUGACACCAUCAACGAUCUUCGCAUGAAGCUUGCAACUUGGUGGUUUGAGGCAGACGAGGCGAAAAAGAAGCUCAUUGUUGAGAAUUUCAAAAAAGACAAUUUGUCCUACUAUUUACCCCGUUUAGAGGCAAUCGUUAAAAAGAAUAAAGGCUUUUUGGCAGUUGGACGACUCACUUGGGCCGAUUUUUACUGGGCGACAAUUUCACCUGUUUUUGAUAUGGUCACAGGGAUUGACGCACUUGCUGAUUAUCCAGAAUUAAAAGCUGCCAGAGAAAGAGUUAACGCUUUACCAGCUGUCAAGAAAUGGAUUGAUGAGCGACCCAACAACCUCCACAUUAAUCCUCUCAGAUCCACACACAUUCUAGAAAAAUACUACAAAAACAUCAAACACACCAUUAAACAAAUAAGAGAUAACGCUUGGUGCUUGGUGGGUGCGUAUAAAAACCACCUCUCCAUUUCUGACCGGUUAGUUGUUCUUGAACCAGUGAAAGUGAAACAAACAAUGGCACCGGCAUACAAAUUGACUUAUUUCGACGGAAGAGGUCUUGCUGAAACCUCUCGUUUCCUCAUGAAAUACGGAGGAAUUGAUUUCGAAGAUUGCCGGAUCAAAAGAGAAGAAUGGCCUCAAUGGAAACCGAAAUUCCCCUUCGGUCAAGUGCCUGUCCUGGAGCACAAAGGCAAAGUUGUUGGUCAGAGCAUCGCAAUCGCCAGAUAUUUGGCCAAGCAAGUCAAAUUAGUGGGAAAUGACGAUUGGGAAAAUCUCGAAAUCGAUGCAAUCGUUGACACCAUCAACGAUCUUCGAAUGAAACAUGCGGCUUGGUUCUACGAGCCUGACGAAGCGAAAAAGAAGGUCAUUAUUGAGAAUAUCAAAAAGGACACUUUGCCCUACUAUUUGCCCCGUUUGGAGGAAAUCGUCAAGAAGAAUAAAGGAUUUUUGGCAGUUGGACGGCUCACUUGGGCCGAUUUUUACUGGGCGACCGUUUCACAAGUUUUCGAUGUGGUUAACGGGAUUGACACUCUUGCCAAUUAUCCGGAACUGAAGGCCGCAAGAGAAAGAGUUAAUUCUUUGCCAGCCAUCAAAAAAUGGAUCGAGGUGCGACCCAAGACUGAUUUCUAAUAACUUUAUUUAUUCUGUUCAGAAAUUAUGAAAAAUAUAUGUAUUACUUUUAAA